Molecule: messenger RNA, 3567 nt
Organism: Penicillium alfredii
Lineage: Eukaryota; Fungi; Ascomycota; Eurotiomycetes; Eurotiales; Aspergillaceae
Product: putative histone deacetylase complex subunit (Hos4)
Exons: 5
Coding region: 1-3567 (1188 amino acids)
Molecular function (GO): protein binding
Source: RefSeq, a predicted model, not a curated record
AUGAGUGAUGUCGAGGCAGCCUCCCUACCAGCUGCUCUGGACGUCGGUCACAACACGCUUGCUGCAGUGAGGCCGGACUCGGCAGGCCCCCCAUCGCCCGGAAAAGCCCCCAAGACAGACCCCCCUUCCCGGGAAAGCAGCCAUGGGCCGACGCAGCAUGCGCGAUCGGAGGAGGAUGGGCCGCCUAGCCCCAGAGCGGACUCGGAGGCAGAAACUAUAAUUCAGUCGGGUCGCGAGUCGUUGUCGCCGGAGAAGAAGAGGAAACAUAUCAAACACGACCCGCAGCGGCUUGCGAUCGAUGGUGUCGAUGGAAAUAAACGGAAGAAGCCGAGGGUGGAAGAUGAAGGAGCUCGAGGUUCGCGUUCUCCUAGCCCGCUGGAGAGGGUGGGUUCGCCGUCCGCGUCGGUGGUCAAGAUCGAGAAGGUGGAUGAUCCCCACUCCAUCACAGACGGGCGGGAUGUACCGGAAGAAGGCGCUGGACAGGUAGAACGGCCACGCGGUUACCGCAAGAGGAGUUUCAGCGACAGUGUCGAUGAGCAACGCGAGCGCCGUCGUGCCGACUCGCAGGCCUCGAUUGUCCCCCCGCGAGACCUCAAACAUCCCAACCAUACACACUUUUCACAACCAACCUCUAACACAAGAUCUCUCUCGCCAAAUCGCCCUUCUCACCAGCGAACCGCUUCUGGGUCCCAGUUCCCUACCAAGAAGAAAGCGCCGACUCCUCUCACGGGCUUCCAGCGACAUGGCUCGGAAGACAGGCAAUCCACAUCCUCUUCCGCCAGCGGCUCUCCGUUGCCCGGAGCCCAUCUUCGGAGAUUGGGCUCCGGCGCGGGUGCAUCCGCAUCGCCGGCGAAACAAAUGGGCCCCAAGAAGCUACGCGAUAAGAUGGUGAUGCGCCACGCGGAGCGACCGGGAGAUUUGAAUAUUCCUGAUAAUGCCGGAAACACACCGUUGCAGAUUGCGGCUCUGAAUGGCGAAACAUCGAUCGUGAAGUUUUUAUUGGAUGCCGGCUGUGAGAUCAACACGAAAAACAUCGACAAGGACACUCCGUUGAUUGACGCGGUGGAAAAUGGGAAUGCGGACGUGGUCAAGGUUUUGCUCGAUGCAGGCGCAAACCCUCGGACCGUCAACGCGGAGGGCGAUGAGCCUUAUGAGCUUGUUCCAUCGUUUGUCGAUGAUGAAGAGUACGAGGAGAUGAAGAAAGCUCUUGCUGAUGCCAAGGCAACUUCCCGACCUGGUCGACGAUCCGAAGAACAGAAUGGGUCGGACAGCAGGGAACCUCGAUCGCGGCGACCCCCUCCCAUGGGCGCAUCCAAUCGACGCAAGACAGUCCGAAGCGAAGCCACAAGGAACGAUUUGUUGUGGACAAAACCCACCUUUGAGAAUCUUCGAGAGUUUGCAGCAAAGGGCGAUGAGGCAGGGGUGGUCAGCAUUUUGAAUAUCUUGCAAAAGGCCGACAAUGCGUCUUUGAUUGCGGCUGCAAAAGGUGGCCAUCAUGAUGUGCUGUCCCUGCUGUAUGCCAUGGGCAAUGCAGAUGCUGAUCCAAACCCGCUCCGUGGUGCCGGCCACAAAUCUGGCUAUAAUACCCCCAUGUUAGCUGCCAUCGGCCGCGGAAACACCGGUGUCAUCCAACUGAUCUUGAACCAACCUGGGUUCAAUCCCACCCGCCGACUGUUCGAAGAUCGAACGUACUUUGAACUAUCUCGAGCCCGCCAAGGGGAGAAUUGGGAAGAAGAACAUGAUGUGUUGAAGGCCGCUUACCAAAACUACGCAGGCCCUGACAAGGGCCGCAAGGAUGGCUUUUCAUCGCCCCGACGACCUCGUGUGAAGGGCAAGGAUGACAAACGACCAGCACGUCGGCGCUCAUCAUCUCCUGCGGCGCGUCCGAGAAAGCGACCCGACAGCCCCAAUGCCAACCGUCCUCGCGAUUCUUUGAAAGAUAUCGACGCAUUGAAAGAGAAGAGACGUGAAAAAGAGAGGCUUAACGCAAUAAAUUCCCGCGCCAAGGCCUCUCCCAAGGACACGAGUGACAACGCACUCGCUAGCUCUGAUCAUGACUCUGCUCGCCCUGAUUCCUCGAAACCCUCAACGACACUUACAGCACGAAGAGACAGCGAGUCCAGUGGCGUGGCACGCAAUGAUGACGGUCGAAAAAGACGGCUGAUUGCAGGACGUCGCCCUCAGGAUCGUGAUCGUCGAUCCAGCCUCUUUUCAUCGGAUUCGCUGUCCGGGCGUGAAGAAGCACCCAAGUCUCGAGCCGAUAUGGCCCCUGAUUCCAUCUCAUCUCUGAAGCGCAUCCGCACUGAUACGUCGCCUGAGAGAUCUCGCUCCCGUGGCGCAGAUAGCGACCGGCUGUCCCCCGAGACACGAAAGAAGAAGCGACGAGUCUUUUCAGACGAGAGACCCAGUGGUAUCAAUGGCAGUGCACGAAAUUCCGAUGAUGCGCCUGAUGGGCAUAAACCUCAACCCAGACAGACUCAUGAGGAAUCUUCGCGACCAGCAGAAACCAUCCCACGGAAGUCUACUACCGAACCCUCGAAGAAAUCAACUGUUCGUCAGCAAUCUCCCGACUUACCCGCGAAGAAAAAUGGGGAUGUGAAAUCGGAGUCUCAAGGGCCAGACCCCAACCCCCACCUCGUGGACGAUAAUGCCAAGGAUGAGAAGCGAGUUGAAAAGGAUACCGAAGAGCGUCGACGGGCAGAGGCGAAGAAAGAUGAAGAGGAACGUGCAACAGAAGAAAAGCGGGUGGCUGCAGAAGCUGAACGUGCUCGAAUUGCCAAGGAAGAGGCCGACCAAGCAGCCCGCGUUGCCCGUGAGAAGGCGGAGGACGAGCGCAAGCGCAAAGAAGGCGAACAGCGUCGGGCUAAACAAGCCGAGGAUGAACGCCAAAAGCGGCUGGAACAAGAACGUGCUCGCGUGGCCAAGAUGCGCCGCGACCAGGAGGCACAGGAGCAACGACGCCGCGAUGCUCUCCCCAGUCGCCUCCGCGUUGCAGCCAAUCUGGUGGGAUCAAAUGAUUCCCGUGCGAGAAACCAUACGUGGCUGAAGAACUUCAUGCCCAUGGUGACGGCGCUUACCCGCCAACUUGAGCCAGGCUGUGCUGUGGACGUGGCCGACGAGAAGUGGAUUCCGAACUACUUGGUUGCUCCCCUGCUGGCGACCAAUGAUCUUCAACUCUCACAAUAUGCCAGCUGGGAGAAACGCAAGGCGACGCCGACCCAACGCAUGAAUCUCUGGCGAGUUACCCGACGCAUGCUAAUUCAAGCGGAUGACCGCGAGUUCUACGAUGCGUCGAUUGGAGAAAUCAUGCAGAAGGAUUGCGACACACGCCCCAAGUAUUUCGAGAUGGAGCAUGUGUUUUGGAUCCGACUUUCUGAUUUCAUGGACCUUGUUCCUCACAUCCCUCAUCUGAAUGGGCUCGAAUUCCAGUUCCUGAGCAUGCACAUCGAUCAGGAACCGGUACCGGGUACGUUCGGAUCUCUUCAGCCCAACGGUCACGCGCCGGAGACCAACGGUUCUACGUUCCUCAAUGGGUUUGGCCCUUCUCGGUCUAGUACAUACGUCUAG